Molecule: messenger RNA, 1014 nt
Organism: Rhipicephalus sanguineus (brown dog tick)
Lineage: Eukaryota; Metazoa; Arthropoda; Arachnida; Ixodida; Ixodidae
Product: oxysterol-binding protein-related protein 9
Exons: 9
Coding region: 1-1014 (337 amino acids)
Source: RefSeq, a predicted model, not a curated record
AUGUGUUUCUCGGUUGACAGCAGCAACAACGACGGCAACAGUGGCUGCGCCAACGCGCCGCGCCCUUUCGUCGGGCUCAGGGCCCACGAAGGAGGGCUCGGGCGGCAAAUCCUCGCCGCUGCAGCAAAGAGAACCGAGUGGAGGGGUCCAACGCAAAAGUUUCGGGCAGUGAGUGCCGGCCCCGGCGGCAUGGAAGGGCCACUCAGCGUCUGGGCGAGCUGCAUCAGCGGCUGGCACUUAUGCUGGGUGGUGCUCGACGACCGAAACGGCAUGCUCUACCGGUUCAAGUCACAUCAACAGAGGCGGCAACGACUUGGCCUGCUAGCUAAAUUCGGCGGCAUCAGUCUCCUGGGUGCCAUAGUGACGAAAGAUCCCAGAGAAUCCAAUGGUUUCUCCAUUGUCUCUGAAGGACGAGAGUACAGAUUCCAGGCUCCGAGCGAGGAAGAGCGCGACACGUGGGUCAUGGAGCUCGAAGAGGCGGUUCUUCGACAGAUGGUCUCUCGCCGAGCUUACCACAUUUGGGACAGGCGAUACAUCGGGCCGACUCUGGCCCUGGUGAACGCCAAGCUGCAGGACGCUGGACUUUUGUACGAGGAGCUGGCAUGCAGUCUGCAGGAACUCGACCGACGUUGGUCGACUGAGGAGGCGGGCCAGAGAACGCGAUGGCCGGGCGUCAUACGAGACUUACUGGCGUUCCUUACAACUGCCCGUGCCGCCAUGGCUUUGCUGGAAAACCUAAAGGAAAUGAUUCUUCCGGGCCUACUGGCGCAACUAGACACAAUGCAGCCACGAAAGAAAGCGGCCACCAUGCUCAGCCUGCUCAGGACGCAGGCUGCAGGCCUAGCCGUGGACCCGCUAUCCGCGCUGCUACACCUAAACCCGGAGCCGACGCCUGAAGGCAGCGCGUUGCUUGAGCCGGCACUCCUGGGCUCGCGCUCCCGCCUCCAUCACCCGCUGUCCGAGAUGGUGCACGCCGACCACGCGGGAUACGCGUCGAGAUUCGGUGCGCGAUAA